Equus caballus (horse) is the source of this 3945-nucleotide messenger RNA. It is a transcript of the gene SREK1IP1, whose product is annotated as SREK1 interacting protein 1. The record is from RefSeq and is a predicted model, not a curated record. Gene Ontology annotation, molecular function: zinc ion binding; nucleic acid binding. Lineage: Eukaryota; Metazoa; Chordata; Mammalia; Perissodactyla; Equidae.
CUGCUACUUGGUUCCGCUAUCGCCGGAGGCUUAGAGGGCCUUCCCGGACUGUCACCUAGGUGCCGCGGCUUGGGUGGCAGGAAGAGGCCAUCCCAGCUGCGCGUUGUCCUUGCGGCCGGCGGGAAGCGAGGGCGCUCUCGAAAUCCGAGGGCUUCUGCGACCCCUUUUACAGCACCAUGGCAGUCCCAGGUUGCAACAAGGACAGCGUCCGAGCAGGCUGUAAAAAAUGUGGCUACCCUGGUCACCUGACUUUUGAAUGCCGCAAUUUUCUCCGAGUAGACCCAAAAAGGGACAUAGUUUUGGAUGUCAGCAGCACAAGCAGUGAAGAGAGUGAUGAAGAGAAUGAAGAACUGAAUAAAUUGCAGGCAUUACAAGAAAAAAGAAUAAAUGAAGAAGAGGAGAAGAAAAAAGCAAAAAGCAAAGAGAAAAUCAAGUUGAAAAAGAAAAGGAAAAGGUCUUAUUCAUCCAGUUCCACUGAAGAGGACACUUCAAAACAAAAGAAACAAAAAUAUCAGAAGAAAGAGAAGAAAAAAGAAAAAAAGAAUAAAUCAAAAAAGGGGAAACAUCACAAAAAGGAAAAAAAGAGGAGAAAAAAGGAAAAGCAUUCUUCCACCUCUACUAGUUCUGAAGUCUCCAAAAAAUAACCGAGACUUUGGCCUAAGCCAUUAAAAUACAAAUUUUGGUUUUUAAAAUUAUUUGACCUUCCUUGAAAUUUGCUAUAUAAUUAUGCUUUGCAAUAAAUCCCAGCCUUUUCCGUAUAGACAUCUUUUUCAUAUAUGGGACCAUUAUCCUCUGGCAAUAUAUUUUUAGUAUGAUAUGACUGUAAAGUGUUGAAUCAGUCUUAUUAUCCAAGUGUGGAUAUUUGUACAUACAAAACAUCAUUUUUGGUAUUCGUAGCUCUGUGUGUCUGACUAGUGUUAUUGCUUCGUAAGCUGAUUGUAAAUGGCUUUACUGCAGUCAACACGGGUGGUCUGCCCAGCAGUUAAUGCGUGUUGCUGAACCAAGUGUCCACCUUCCAGUGUAAAGUGAGGUAGGGGAUAAUGCUUUGCUCUUAACACUGAAAAACUUAAUAGCUUUAUAUCCUAUGAUCAUGUAUAAAGAUAGUGAAAUUCUUCUCUGUUGUUUUAAAAUCUCUAGCCACUUUUUGGAUGUCUUGGGAGAUGAAACUGCUUUAUUGGUCUUGACUAGGACUUUUUAAAUCAAUAGUAUCGGCAGGAAGAUGAUAAUGAAAAUAUUUAUAACAGUUUUACUGUUUUAUGAAAUGCAGUUUCUAGUACCUGCCUCCGUUGUUUUUAUAACGAUUAAAAUAUUUCUUCAUUGUUUAAAAAGACAAGUCUAGUUCAGCCUAUUAGUAAGUCUCAUAAAGAUGAUGCUGUGUCGGGCAGGAUUUUUAGGAUAGACUCCUGGGUGGUUUUACAAAUGUGCCAUAUUGGCAUGUCUAAGUGAUACCUCAAACACAACUUUUUAUUUAGGAGGAUAACAGCUAAAUCUUCAUUAGAACUGAUUUUUAUUGUAUGCAGUAUGUAAAUUUUAUGAGACUUGUUUUUAUGAGUAAUGUGGAAAAUUUUUAUAAAUGUGAACAUGUAUAUUUAUUUGUCUGAAAUAAUUUGUAGUUUUGAAGCAGAUUUCACACUGAAUUUAUGGUUUCAUAAAUGACCAGUUUGGGGGGUUUCUCUCUUUUACUUCAGUCAUAAACCUUAGGAACAGUGACAAAAAUUUAGGAUUAAGAAUUUUAUUCUGUACUUUUUAAUUUAAGAGUUGCAUCAUGAAAGCUUUUAUAUAACAAUGGAAAUUUUAUAAAAGUAAGCAUUUUCAAACAUAUUAAUAGAUAUAAAUGUGUCUUACAUUUUUAAUUUCACAAUGAUCAGUGUUACUUACUUUGGUUAAUACUUGGGUAUCACUUAUGCCCAGUGAAUUAAAUAGUGACUACCAUAGGAGCAUAGAAAGUCAGCCAGUUAUCAUGGCACAGCACCAAGGACUACAAGUACCUCACUGUGGUACAGUUAUAAGCUUUCAAAUUGGGAACCUACAGACAUGGCUGCAGGUGAAUUCAUUAUGGUGGAAUCAGGUAAGUAACCUCACAGGCUGGCAUGGCGUACUGAUUCUUCCUUCACUCAGCUCUGCUGCCUGGCAUGGCCUCAGUGAGACGAGGAGAGCCUCGUAACUCCUCUAACAUGCUUACCAUGCUCAAAGUCUAGGGAAGCCACACCCGCAUCGCUGUUCAAGCAUUACAGCCAUGGAAGCUCUCACUCACACUGCUAGCUUUUUUAUAACCUAAUUUAAUCAUCCGGCCUCCUCAAAAAGAAAUCUUAUUUGAAUAGUUCAGUCAGUUGUUUGGAGAGAAACACAGAGCUGUUAGGUUUUUAAGGGUUUGUUUUGCCUUUGCUGUAUUUUAUGUAUUUUUGAAAACUGUAUUUUAUGAAAAUACAGUUCUUUGGUUAUCAAGUUGAAAAAAUAAGUAAAAAAAAAAAAUCCUUUGAAAAAUGCUACAUGCGAAAGAAAGAAUGGCCUCAUCCCACUGAGUGUAUAGCAUGGCUAAAAAUAAUAAUAAUUGUAGUGAAACAGAGUUAUUUGUAAGUCUUCUUUCUGUUAAUUGAAGAGACUAUAAAUUGGCUCAUUAGGUUUCUUUUCUGAGUGGUGACAUGAUUAAUAAUCAUUCAGAAGGCUUAUAUAAAAUCCAGCUCUCAUUAACUAGUAAUAUAGUACACAAAUUAAAAUAUUUUAAUGCUCAGUAAUUUUUUUCUCCCAGAAACAAUCUUGGAGUUAUUCUUACCUAAAUUUCCCAUAAUAUGAGAAUAGUUUGUGAAAUAUCUCAUCUGAAUAAAAUUCAUUUAUUUUUAUUAAAGUAAUUUUCUUCUAAAGUGAUCUUGUUAUUAUUAUUGGGAUUGGAUGCAAAGCUCACUAAUGUAUUUUAGGAGAAAAUUAGUGAAAUUUCCUGUCAGGCAUUAUAUAGCAGAAGAAAAACUGAAUUUAAUGGUAAAAAUUCCAAAAGUCCUGGUCUUUCUAACUAGCUAUGUGACCUUCAACAGUCAUUUAGCUUCUCUUGGCCUUGGUGUCUUUCAUCUAUAAAAUAUUGUACCAGAUUAGCUCUGCGACCCCUUCCAGUCCUUAAGAUACAUGAUUAUCAGUAUUUUAGUAAAAUUCAAGUAUUAUCCAUUUUGUAAAUUACUGCAGAUAAGCAGGUAGGAUUCUGUAAUGGUGAAGGUUAAAUUUAUUAAUACAAACGUUAUGCACGUUCAGCUUCUUUAAGGAGACAUCUUUACCACCCAAUGUAUGUCACCUUCAGUAGAUGCAGACAGAAUUUAUGUUUAGUUUUGUAUCUGUAACCAGAUUAUCGGAACACUCUCAGGAUAUUGCUUUUGGGUUGGUGGACCUACUCCCCACACAGUUUCCUAUUUCUUUUCUCCAUUUCAUCUGUUGGCUAAAAUCUCACAGAAGUAUCCCCAAUUCUUCACACUUAAUACAUAUCUAUCUACAUCUUUGGUUCUCUGAGGCCAAAACAUCAGUAAGUAAGGAGUAAAACAACUGUAUGUGUCUGUGUUUACCACUCACUGUCUAAAAUUCUAUAACCCUAGCCACCUUCAAUUAGACUAGGUUGAAGAGUUAUUAAGAAUGUCGAUAAAUACACCAUUGAGUCCUUUCUUCAACAGACAUUUAUUGAAUGCCUAGCACAGCAAACACUCUGCUAAGUGCUGGGGAUACAGAGGUUAAGACUCAUUUGCUUACCUGAAGGGGUUCAUGGUUUAGUUGGUAGAGAAACAGCAGAACACAUCAUUAUAAGUGCAGUAAUUGACCGGAACGUGAGUCUAUAGAAACACAGAGGGGUUCGUAACCUAGUCUGGAGAAGUUAGAAGAGGCUACCUAGAGAAAGUAUUGCCUGAAGUGCGUUUUGUUUGAGGGUGAGGGUAGGAGUUAUGGCAGGUCCUGACAGAGUGGGUACUGUGA